UGCGCGCAGACCGGCUCGGCGGGCUGCGAUUGGGCGAAGGGCGGUGAUUCCUUCUGUCACGAUUUGGGUCGCUCCCACCGGAGGACACCGACCACCGGAGCCCAGCCUGUCCAGAGGUGGUGCUGAGAGGGGAGACGCGGUGUCCACCGGGGGAGGAGAGGGACUUGAGUUCUUUUUCUUUUCUUUUUUUUUUUUUCCCCCUUCUGUCUCGGUGAAGAGGAGAGGAGAUCCAACAGUGCUGCUUUUUUUUCCUCCUCCUUCUUCAUUUUUCCAUCCUAUCAGGGCUGCGGUGAAAGUGGUUCACGAUGCCGGUGUUUCACACCAAGACCAUCGAGAGCAUCCUGGAGCCGGUGGCCCAGCAGAUCUCCCACCUGGUCAUCAUGCACGAGGAGGGGGAGGUGGACGGGAAAGCCAUCCCGGAUCUGUCGGUGCCGGUGGCCGCGGUGCAGGCGGCUGUCAGCAACCUUGUCCGGGUGGGGAAGGAAACGGUUCAAACCACAGAGGACCAGGUGAUGAAGAGAGACAUGCCUCCUGCUUUUAUUAAGGUGGAGAACUCCAGCUCCAAGCUCGUCCAGGCGGCUCAGAUGCUCAAAGCGGAUCCAUACUCCGUCCCUGCCAGGGAUUACCUGAUCGAUGGGUCCAGAGGGAUACUGUCUGGAACAUCCGAUCUGCUCCUCACCUUUGACGAAGCAGAGGUGGAUGACCAAAAUGUCAAAGCUGAUCGAGGAGAGGCAGCAGGAGCUGACGCACCAGGAACACCGGCAGAUGCUCAUCAACUCCAUGAACACCAUCAAGGAGCUGCUGCCCGUCCUCAUCUCAGCCAUAAAGAUUUUCGUUGCGACAAAGAGCAGUCGAGGAGCCGGCGUUGAAGAGGCAGAGAGGAACAGGAGGUUCACUUUUGAGAAGAUGAGCGCAGAAAUCAACGAGAUCAUCAGAGUCUUACAGCUCACCACCUGGGAUGAAGACGCCUGGGCCAAUAAGAAGGAUAUGGAGGCUUUGAAGAGAUCUCUGGCUUUGAUUGAGUCAAAGUUGGGACAAGCUAAAAGCUGGCUCAAAGACCCUCAUGGACAACCAGGAGACGCCGGUGAGGUGGCCCUGCGUGUGAUCCUGGACGAAGCUGGGAAGGUGGGAGAGCUGUGUGCUGGGAAGGAGAGAAAAGACAUACUGGCGACCUCUAAAGCUCUGGGACAGAUGACUGACCAGAUUGCAGAUCUACGAGUCAGGGGCCAGGGGCCAACACCGGGUUGUGUGCAGCGUGCAGGCCAGUGCUCGCAGGGCUUAGAUUUGUUGUUUGGCAAAGUGGACAGCGCUGCCCACAGACUGGAGGCUCUAAUCAAUGCCAAGCAGGCCAUUGCUAGAAGGCUGGAUGCUGCACAGGUGUGGCUGGCAGAUCCUAAUGGUGGUCCUGAAGGAGAGGAGAACAUCCGAGCACUUCUAGCAGAGGCCAAACGCAURGCUGAUCUUUGUGAAGAUCCCAAAGAGCGAGACGACAUCCUGCGCUCCAUAAAUGAGAUAGCAGGGCUCACGGCCCGGCUUGUGGAGCUACGCAAACAGGGUAAAGGUGACAGCCCAGAGGCCCGUGCAUUGGCAAAGCAGAUCGGAGCGGCGCUUCUGACGCUGCAGUCCAAAACCAGUCGUGCUGUGGCCAACAUGAGACCAGCAAAACCCGCUGUCACUUUGGAGGGGAAGAUGGAGCAGGCCCUGCGCUGGGUAAACAACCCAGGGGUGGACGACAGAGGUGUAGGCCAGGCCGCSAUAAGAGGGAUGGUUGGGGAAGGGAAGAGGCUGGCAGGAGGCCUGUUAGGCCCGUAUCGACAGGACAUGGUCGGGCGCUGCGACCGAACAGAAGCACUGAUGAAUGCUUUGGCGGACAUGGCGAGCCGAGGAGAGGCUGAGGCUCCUCACGCACGAGCUACAGCAGCACAGCUGCAGGACACKCUCAAGGACUUGAGGCAGCACAUGCAGGAGGUGAUGACCCAGGAGGUAUCRGAUGUUUUCAGCGACACCACCACYCCCAUCAAGCUGCUGGCGGUGGCUGCAACAGCUCCUCCCGACGCCCCAAACAGAGAGGAGGUCUUUGACGAGCGCGCAGGGAACUUUGAGACCCACGCAGGCCGGCUGGGAGCGACCGCGGAGAAGGCCGCCGCCGUGGGGACGGCUAAUAAAAGCACGGUAGAGGGCAUUCAUGCUGCUGUGAAACACGCCAGGGAGCUGACACCACAGGUGACGUCCGCUGCUCGGAUCUUGUUGAAGAAUCCCGGAAACAAGGCGGCGUACGAACACUUUGACACCAUGAAGAACCAGUGGAUUGACAAUGUGGAAAGACUGACAGGUUUGGUCGACGAAGCCAUAGACACCAAGUCUCUGUUGGAUGCUUCCGAGGAGGCCAUAAAGAAAGACAUCGACAAGUGUAGAGUAGCCAUGGCAAACGUCCAGCCCCAGAUGCUCGUGGCCGGGGCGACGAGCAUAGCAAGACGAGCAAACCGGGUCCUCCUGGUGGCUAAGAGAGAAGUUGAGAACUCUGAAGAUCCGCGAUUCAGAGACARGGUGAAACAUGCCUCGGACAUCCUCUCACACACCAUCUCCCCCAUGGUGAUGGAUGCCAAGGCGGUGGCUGGGAACAUACAAGAUAAAGCUCUGCAGAAAGCAUACUUGGACUCGUGUCUGAGGAUCCUGGCUGCAGUUGGGAAAGUUAGAGAAGCCUUCCAGCCUCAGGAACCAGACUUCCCUCCUCCUCCUCCUGACCUGGACCAGCUCCACGUCAGCGACGAGCAAGCGCCACCGAAACCCCCCUUGCCGGAGGGCGAGGUGCCUCCGCCUCGGCCCCCGCCCCCCGAGGAGAAAGACGAGGAGUUCCCGGAGCAGAAGGCCGGCGAGGUGCUCAGUGAGCCCAUGAUGGUGGCGGCUAGGCAGCUGCACGACGAGGCUCGCAAGUGGUCCAGCAAGCCUGAGGAUGAGGAGGCAGUUGAGGAGAGGGAGGUAGAUGAUGAAGAUGAGUUUACUGAUGGUGAGGAUGACUAUGAGCCAGAGCUGCUGAUGAUGCCCUCCAACCAGCCAGUUAAUCAGCCCAUUCUGGCAGCUGCCCAGUCUCUCCACCAGGAGGCCCGCAAGUGGUCCAGCAAGGGUAAUGACAUCAUCGCCGCAGCCAAGCGAAUGGCCCUGCUGAUGGCUGAAAUGUCUCGUCUCGUGCGCGGCGGGAGCGGAAACAAACGCGCGCUGAUUCAGUGCGCGAAGGACAUCGCCAAGGCGUCGGAUGAGGUGACGAGGUUGGCUAAAGAAGUGGCCAAGCAGUGCACCGACAGACGCAUCCGGACCAACCUACUGCAGGUCUGUGAACGGAUCCCUACUAUCAGCACUCAGCUUAAGAUCCUUUCUACAGUCAAAGCCACCAUGUUGGGACGAACAAACAUUAGUGAAGAGGAGUCAGAGCAGGCCACAGAGAUGUUGGUCCACAACGCCCAGAAUCUGAUGCAGUCGGUAAAAGAGACGGUCAGAGAAGCAGAGGCAGCUUCCAUCAAGAUUCGUACAGAUGCAGGAUUCACCCUYCGAUGGGUGCGGAAGACCCCCUGGUACCAAUGAACAUAAACCUGAACCUGGUACCGGUUACACAAACCUCGAGUGGGAAGUCGCAGCGUGCAUCCUCAUUACAGAUCGAGCACAUCAYGAGGACACUG
Austrofundulus limnaeus is the source of this 3674-nucleotide messenger RNA. RefSeq names its product vinculin. The record is from RefSeq and is a predicted model, not a curated record. Gene Ontology annotation, molecular function: actin filament binding; structural molecule activity. NCBI's taxonomy places the organism in Eukaryota, Metazoa, Chordata, Actinopteri, Cyprinodontiformes, Rivulidae. Gene Ontology annotation, biological process: cell adhesion. Gene Ontology annotation, cellular component: actin cytoskeleton.